Molecule: messenger RNA, 1885 nt
Organism: Nasonia vitripennis (jewel wasp)
Lineage: Eukaryota; Metazoa; Arthropoda; Insecta; Hymenoptera; Pteromalidae
Product: laccase
Exons: 10
Coding region: 26-1885 (619 amino acids)
Biological process (GO): iron ion transport
Cellular component (GO): plasma membrane
Molecular function (GO): copper ion binding; oxidoreductase activity
Source: RefSeq, a predicted model, not a curated record
CGUAUCACCGACUGCACGGAUAUCCAUGCCUCAUAGAGCGAUGAUUAAUCUGCGUUUAUUUGUUAUUCCACUAAUCGUCUGUGCCGCGCGACUGUGCACUGCCGAUGCCGUGUCUACGCCUGCCGAGGAAAGCAAAUAUGACGAUCCGGACAAGAUCGGCCUACUGCCUCAAAGCUACGGCAUGGGCUUACCGGACGACGAGGUGGACUGGUCCCGUCGUCCCUGCCGCUCCGACCGAGAGCCUCUGACCUGCCGCUAUGGCCUGACCGUCGAGCGAUACAUCAGCAUGAGCAAGGCCUGUUACGAUUGCCCGCGAAACCUGACCGAUUGCUCCAGACCACACUGUAUGCCAGGGGACGGCAGCGAGAAGAUGGUCAUUGUGGCGAACAGAAAGCUUCCGGGACUCUCGAUCGAGGCAUGCAAAGGUGACCGUCUACUAGUGGACGUGACAAACAAGCUGCCGACCGAGACGACGACAAUAUACUGGAACGGUUUGCAUCAGCGGGGAACUCCAUUCAUGGACGGAGUUCCCUACCUCACCCAGUGUCCCAUCAUGCCUGGAGAAGUUUUUCGCUACGAUUUUAUUGCCGAUUGCCCUGGAAGCUUCAUUUGGCACUCUCACAGUGGUGAGUAUCGAGAAUAUUACGAUUCUCUUAUACAUAUACAAAGUCAUGCUGAUCAACGAGUGGACGCACAAGACGGGAUCAGAAGUCUUUACUAUGCUUUAUUAGAACGGCCGGGGUACAUUGCCGAGCGCGAUUUUGGUCAAUGGAUUGGUAUGGGGAGGCUAAGUCAUUUAGAAGCUGUAAAUAUGCCGUUGGAAGUUUUCGAGGUUCAAGAGAAUUUUUCAAAGGGUAAACGAUACAGAUUUCGAUUAUUAAACCUCGGGUCGCAAAACUGUCCUAUUCACGUUUCUAUCGAUGAUCACCCCAUGCUCGCCAUCAGUGCAGAUGGUGCAGAUAUCAAAUCAGUUGAAGUUGACUCCAUCCACAUAAUGCCGGGUGAAAGAUACGACUUCGUGCUUUCGGCGGACCAACCGGUCGACAAUUACUGGAUCCGCUUAAAGGGUGAUAUAAUGUGUAGUCUUUUGGAGACUCCGCAACUGGCAAGUUUGAGAUAUCGAUCAUCAAUUUUUUAUCACCAUCGAUACGCAAAAAAUUUGGAUAAUUUCGAUUAUCAUCGGGAAAAUCUCUACGGAUACUGGAAAGUGAGAGAGUCGAAAAGAUCGACGUCGCUUCAGCUGAAUCACAUUAGCUUUAAGAUGCCAAAUUUUCCGCCGCUGACACAGCCAGAGCUCAUCAAACCUAAGCAGCUUUGCAAUUACUCAACUAUAAUCGCGAUAGAAAAAUGCAAGACGGAACACUGUGCUUGCACGCAGACCUUUCAAGCAAGGCUCAACAGUGUUGUUGAGCUUGUUCUGAUUGAUCCAGGCGCCGCCAAAUUAAAUCACCCUAUACAUUUACACGGGUAUUAUUACCGAGUGGUGGCAAUGGAAAAAGUCGGAGACAAGUUAAGCAUCGAGGAAGUGAAAAAGAUGGACCAAGAGGGAAAGAUUCAUAGGAGGCUAGAAGCUGAGCCCUGGAAGGACAGCGUGAUAGUACCUACUGGUGGAUAUACGAUUGUGCGAUUUUACGCCAACAAUCCUGAAAAAAAUAAAUUUAUAGAGAUUUGUAUAUUAAUCAUACAUUUUACAGUAACAGGGGAAGAUAAGAAACAAUCAACAAAGAAAUGUAUUUACAAAAGAGCUAUUGUUUUAGGAUACUGCUGCCUGCACUGUCACUAUGAUCAGCACGCGAACGAUGGCAUGGCACUGUUAGUCAAAGUUGGCAAACACGAAGACUUUCCAAAUGUGCCCAAAAACUUUCCAAGAUGUGGAGCUCAUUAG